This is a messenger RNA of Phycomyces blakesleeanus NRRL 1555(-), 1964 nucleotides long. RefSeq names its product chitin synthase. Lineage: Eukaryota; Fungi; Mucoromycota; Mucoromycetes; Mucorales; Phycomycetaceae. Gene Ontology annotation, cellular component: cell septum; cell periphery. The transcript is spliced from 5 exons. The record is from RefSeq and is a predicted model, not a curated record. Bases 61 to 1629 code for a protein of 522 amino acids. Gene Ontology annotation, molecular function: chitin synthase activity.
CUGUACACAGUACUCCUGGUAACAUGUUACUCUGAAGGAGAAGAAGGCCUGCGUUGUACCAUGGACAGUCUGGCCGAAACGACAUAUUCAAAGAAACACAAAAUUUUCUUUGUUAUUGCAGAUGGUAUGAUUACCGGUGAGGGUGAGACCCGCUCAACUCCUGAAAUUGUCACUGGAAUGAUGGAUCUUGAUCCCACCAUGGCGAACCCUAAACCAUCCUCUUAUCUCGCUAUUGCUGAUGGUGAAAAGCAACUUAACAUGGCUAAAGUUUAUGCUGGUCAUUACAAAAAUGUUCCUUGUAUUGCCAUCAUCAAGUGCGGAACUGAGGAAGAAAAGGAUACCCCCAAAGCCGGUAACCGUGGCAAGCGUGAUUCUCAAUUGAUUUUGAUGAGUUACUUCCAACGUGUCAUGUUUAACGAUCGACUAUCCGAACUCGACUAUGAGCUUUUCUGGAAAAUGACUUGGUUAAUGAAGGGAGUCACCCCAGACAAGUUUGAAUUGGUUCUCAUGGUUGACGCUGACACAAAGGUCUUGCCAGAUGCCUUGACAUAUAUGGUUGCUGCCAUGGCCAACGACAUUACAAUUAUGGGACUUUGUGGUGAAACCAGAAUUGCGAACAAACGAGCUUCUUGGGUCACUGCUAUUCAAGUUUUCGAAUACUACAUUUCACAUCAUUACGCCAAGGCUUUCGAAUCUUUGUUUGGUAUUGUAACCUGUCUGCCAGGUUGCUUCAGUAUGUACCGUAUCAAGAGUCCAAAGAAUGGCGCAUGGGUGCCUAUUCUUGCCAACCCUGAUAUCAUUCUCGAAUACAACCAGAAUGUGGUUACCACCCUCCACGAGAAAAAUUUGUUACUUCUUGGUGAAGAUCGUUUCUUGACUACGCUUAUGUUGCGCACUUUCCCCAAACGCCAGAUGAUGUUUGUUCCUCAGGCUAGAUGCAAAACUGUUGUCCCAGACGAAUUCAAGGUUUUGCUAUCUCAGCGACGUCGUUGGAUUAACUCGACUGUUCACAACCUCAUGGAACUGGUAUUGGUGUCAGAUCUGUGCGGUAUUGCAUGCCUCUCAAUGCAGUUCUCUAUCUUUAUCGAUCUUAUCGGUACUCUUGUCUUGCCUGCUGCGAUCUGCAUGACGAUCUACCUGAUCAUCAACACCUCGAUCUCCUCGAACCCUCAAUGGCAAUCUCUUGCUCUGUUGCUAGCUAUUCUCGGGAUGCCGGCUGUUUUGAUUGCCAUUACUACGUUUAAGUUUAUUUACGUUGUCUGGAUGUGUGUAUACAUUUGUGCACUUCCCAUUUGGAAUUUUGUUCUUCCUGUCUAUUCCUUCUGGCAUUUCGAUGACUUCUCUUGGGGUGCUACACGUGUGAUUGCUGGCGAGAAGAAGGACAAGGGUCAUGGUGAUGCUGAAGGCAAAUUCGACUCUGCACGACUUGUCAUGAAGAAGUGGGAGGACUGGGAAUCAGAGCGUACCGGCCAGCGAGUCAACAAAAACAAAUUCGCCUUGAAAACUCCUCAUGAUCCACCUGCAGCAUUUGACGGAAAAAAUACCGUAACACCAGUCACUCCUGGCUUUGGUACAAUCUUCAAUGAUCGCAAGAUGUACGGUUCUUCACCUUCCGUCAACCUUUCCUAAAAAAAUAGCUACAUAUAUUAUACACACACACACACAUACACAUAUAUAUACGCAAACACAUUCACCUAAAACUACACCUAAACCUAAACCUACCACUACACCUACACACGCACACGCACACGCACACGCACACUAUAUCCUUCCAAUUUCCUAUUCAAACUUACAUAUACAUACAGUCAUGCCUUCCUUUAAUACACUUUCCAUGGUUGUUCUUUAUAUCAAUUGUAUAAAUAACAACGAAAAAUAUCACAAGGUAUAAGUUUUAUUUUUUACACUGCAAUAAUAAUAAAUAAAGAAAUAAAAAAAAACAGCAUUUCGCUCUAAAUAAAAUAUAU